Synchiropus splendidus (mandarinfish) is the source of this 855-nucleotide messenger RNA. Its product is annotated as serine/threonine-protein kinase pim-1-like. Gene Ontology annotation, cellular component: cytoplasm. Gene Ontology annotation, molecular function: protein serine/threonine kinase activity; ATP binding. The record is from RefSeq and is a predicted model, not a curated record. Gene Ontology annotation, biological process: negative regulation of apoptotic process; protein autophosphorylation; regulation of mitotic cell cycle. The coding region runs from base 1 to 855 and encodes 284 amino acids. The transcript has a single exon. Lineage: Eukaryota; Metazoa; Chordata; Actinopteri; Syngnathiformes; Callionymidae.
AUGGGAUGUUUCGAGUCCAGGCACCCAAAACGCAAACGAACAUCUGACAGUGAAAACAGGGCCAGGCAGGAUUUUGAGGAAAAGUACUGUCAGCUCCAUCCUGUGGGGAUGGAGACCACGGCAUCGGUGUAUGCCGGCUACAGAAGAACCAAUCGUCACCCUGUGUCCAUUAAAUAUGUUCCCCGAGUCCAGGGUGUGGAGCCAUCUCACAGCUUGCCAUUGGAAGUGUGGGUGAUGUGCAGGAUCUCCAGCCUAAAACCAGCACAGAGGUCAGCGUUUGUUUCUCUUCUGGAUUAUUACGACUUGGGUGAGGAGGUCAUCAUGAUCUUGGAUCAUCAACCGUGCUCUGCCAUGCUCAGCGAUUUCAUCACUGGCAAAGGAGGUUCUCUACAGGAAGAGGAGGUCAAAGUCCUCUUCAGGCAGCUGUUGGAGGCGGCCAAGGCUCUGCAGUCACAGGAAAUCUGGCACGGUGACAUCAACAAAGGGAAAAUCCUGAUCGACUUCAGCGCAAAGGUGCCCAAAUUAAAGCUGACAGACUUCGGAACCGGCUGUUUAGGCGCGUGGAAUUCCGUUCACAAGGGCUUCCAGGGCACUUCCACACACAUGCCCCCUGAGGUCUUCCAUUAUGACGUGUACCAGCCCGGCCCCCUCACGGUGUGGCAGAUCGGAGUGACCCUGUACGAGAUGCUGCACAACGACAAGACCUUUGACAUUGUGAACCUCCUAAACAACCAGCUGGAGCUGCGGGAGGGUUUGUCGCGUGGUUGUCUGAAAGUGUUGAACCAGUGUCUGAUCUUUGAACCUCUGGAGCGUCCGAAUUUUAAGGAUUUGGGGAGUUCUUCUUGGCUGAAGUGA